AUGACCAACGCUAACAACACUACUCCCCCCAUGCACGACCUGAAAAACACACCUCCAGAUUCCAGUCUUGGUGGCGAGACUGAGAGAGACAUCGAAGAGUCUCGAGACCCAAUUCCCGAUGGGCCCCCCGAUGGCGGUGCUGCUGCAUGGCUGGUUGUCCUGGGAGCGUGGUGCUGCUCCUUUUCCAGCCCAGGCUGGAUCAACAGUGUGGGCAGCUUCCAGCAGUAUUACGAGAUUGGGCCUUUGAAAGACUACUCCAGCAGCACCAUUGCCUGGAUCCCGUCGCUCCAAAUCUUCUUCUUGUUCGCCUUGGGACCCAUCGUCGGCAUACUCUUUGACAAGUAUGGACCGAGACCUCUUAUCGUUGGUGGAACACUUCUUCACGUCUUUGGACUGAUGAUGGCGUCGUUGGCCAAGACGUACUAUCAGUUCAUCUUGUCCCAGGGGGUCUGCAGUGCUAUCGGUGUUGCGUGUUUAUAUUCACCUGCUUGCAUGACAACCUGGUUCUCCAAGAGACGCGGAGCUGCUAUGGGCAUCAUGGCGACUGGCUCAUCAGUCGGCGGCGUCAUCUUCCCCAUAAUGAUCAGCCGCAUGAUCAAGAGCACCGGUUACCCUUGGGCUAUGAGAACAGCGGCAUUUCUUAUCCUUAGCCUCCAAAUCAUUGCGAUCAUCACGGUCCGCCCGAGAGCGAAGCCCGUGCCCAAAAAGAUGCCCGCUGGUCGCUAUGCUGCACCCUUCACAGAGAUCCCGUUCGUCAUGCUGCUGUUGGGAAUCUUUGUCUUGACUUAUGGGAUAUUCAUCCCUAUCGACUAUCUCGCUGUGCAGGCCUUCCAGGAGGCGCAUGUGUCAGACGAAAUGGCUCAGUACUUGGUGUCCAUCUUCAAUGCUGCAAGCCUCUUCGGUCGCCUGGUCGCUGGCUAUGGCGCUGAUAUAAUCGGAAGAUGGAACAUGUUCAUCAUCGCCUGUGCCCUGUCUGGAAUCUCUGAGUUCGCUGUUUGGAUCCCCGCCAAACACUUCUCUAUCGCAAUUGGGUUUGCCAUCAUGUUUGGUUUCGCUUCAGGAGCCUUCAUAGGCCUUUCCGGUGCCCUUCCCAUCUCGGUGUCCCCUCCAGCUGAGAUUGGCUACCGGCUUGGCGUCCUCCUCCUUGCUAUUUCUAUCCCAGCCCUCACAAUGGCGCCCAUUGGUGGUGCCAUCCUUCAAAAUUCGACUAACGGCUGGCUGGACGUCAAAAUCUUUGGAGGUGUCAUGUGCCUCGCGGGAUCAGCGAUCACAUUUGUCUCGAGGUUGCUGUACACCGACAAGAAACUUCUCAAGGUGUUUUAA
Molecule: messenger RNA, 1323 nt
Organism: Fusarium keratoplasticum
Lineage: Eukaryota; Fungi; Ascomycota; Sordariomycetes; Hypocreales; Nectriaceae
Product: MFS domain-containing protein
Exons: 4
Coding region: 1-1323 (440 amino acids)
Biological process (GO): transmembrane transport
Cellular component (GO): fungal-type vacuole membrane
Molecular function (GO): transmembrane transporter activity
Source: RefSeq, a predicted model, not a curated record